UAAUGUUGAUAAAAAUUACAUUACUUUUUCAACCGGAAGGAAUAUGUUCUAAGGUAUACACGGAACUCCUUCCUGUUUUUCAAAAAUGACCGGUGUAUCGGAUGUUGUAAAUCUGUGAUCUCUGUAUGCUAAACUAAUGCGGGUUAUUAUCAGUAUAUCGAUCAACCUAAAUUGCCUUCAUUCAUUAUAAAGACAGUAACGCUACCCAACACACAUGGAAUGAAAUCGGCCAUAUUUUUCUAUUAUUGAAGAACAGUUAUAUAUAUUAAUGUUAGAUAGGAUGUAAUUUUGUGGAUUUAAAUGAAUUCAUAUUUGUAUCUUCGAAUCUGACAUUCAUUAAUAUAAUUAUGUGGGUAUUUAAAAUGUUCUGAUAACAGUAAACAAUUGUUUACCUAAAAUGUCAAUGUAGUUCAACUGGGUAUUGGAUAUUGUGUUUAUAGGGAAAAUCAAUAUAUAACAAUUAUGUAGUUGCAUUCAAAAACAAAACAACUUUAAUUCAUGGAUAUGAGUGUGGUCCAUGUAGUGGUUACUUUACUUUUUACAGUAUGUCGUUCAUGGGCACAACCUCGUCUCAACACCGUUUCGACCACCAUUACACAGACAUCUGGGUAUUCAGCUGUUCUCAAUUGCCAGGUCUACAAUUUGGAUGAUGCAAAGGUAAUAUGGCUUGGUCCUUCGGGAAUGCCGUUAACGAUUGGCCGAAAUCGAAUUACGACGGAUAAGAGAAUUUCUCUAGAACAACCGUAUAGUGUUGAUUGGAAUUUACAUAUACGACAUGUCAAGCCGAGCGAUGCUGGCGAGUAUAUAUGCAAAGUAGAUACAAAGCCACCACAAACAAAAAGAGUCAACCUGCAAAUAAAGGUUGCACCUACAAUUAAUCAUGCGCUUUCAACAAAGGAUCCCCUUUCGGUAGUAGAAGGAGAAAAAGUUACACUUGUCUGCAAAGUAUCAGCAUUACCCGCCGCAAGUGUGAUGUGGUUUUAUAUUCACCCUAAAAGACCGGAUGAUAAGGAGCAGCCUAAUUUUCCAGCCUCUGUUACUGGAGAAACCAUAACAAUCCACGAUAUAUCCAAAGAGCAAGCUGGUAUUUAUGAAUGCCUUGCAUUUAAUGGUGUCCCUCCUACAUCAACCAAAAACAUUACAGUUAAUGUUGAAUUUAAACCGAUUGUAUCUACAAACUAUAAACAAAUUCAACAAUUAAGGGGUAAAGAUACUAUUCUGGAAUGUCUUAUCAGGGCAUAUCCACCGGAAAUAGCAAUAUGGAAAAGGGGAAAUAAGGAGAUAGAAGAAGGAGAGCGAGACUGGAAAUACUCUCCAACAUUAUACAAAAGAAGUGAAUCAGAAUUCGUUUUAAGUUUACAAAUAUAUUCGUUAGAAGCUGAUGAUUUCGGAAAUUAUACAUGUGAAGCCAGCAAUCAACAUGGAACAUCUUCUGUAUCAGUUUUUGUUGAAGAAUUGGUAAUAAAGCCAUCGACAACAACUACCACUACCACUUCUACAACUACGAAAAUAGUCACAACAUCAACAUCCACGAUGCCAAUUACAUCGUCAGUUACAAAUAGGACAUUAUCGUCAAUUCGGACAACACCAAAUCAAAUUAAAACCACAACACAGAAAGGUGUGAUUAUCGAUGAUGGGGAUUCUUCAAAUGGCGAUAAGGACCCCGGAUAUAAUGUGCUUACAACGGCUGUUUAUCCAAUUUCACCUGCUGAACAAGAUCCAAGAAACAGAGGAAACUGUUUAAAUUGGAAAUUGUCGGGACUUGCAGUUCUAGUUUUAUCACUAAUUAUAAUGUGACAUGAUCUAUGAUGAAUUUUGUCUCUUUUGCGCAAGUGCUACAAACUUUCUAGUCAGUUGAUAAUGAUAUUGUACAUUUACGAAACAGUGUAUGCUUAAGUCUAUGUUCUGUAUAAGCAAAUGUUCUGAUGAGUCAUAGUGUCAGUAUUAUGGAGGACACAAGGUGUUCUUUUAAUUUAUUAUCUUUUUUCAUUCUAACGUUCUGUGUACAUGUAAAUAAAGAAAAGAUCUGAAAAUUAUAAUUUGUUUACUGAAGUGUAGAUGUUUUUUGUUCAAAGAGAGAAUUUUUCUGUCGAAAUCCACGUAAAACAGUAAAUCUAUAUUUAUUUGUAAGCGUAGGCUUUAUUUGUCAUGUUACUUAAAGGUAUUUUGUCAAAACUGAGACUUAUUUUAACCUAAAAUAAAUGUUGUUUUGACAAUGAGUGUAAGAUAGUAGUCGACGAUUUUUGUAGGACUUCUUUGAGAAAUGGAAAAUAAAAGUCAAUUUAUUAGUCUAUAUGAUAACUUAAUUAUAUAUAAAUGACUAAACUACAUGUAGGUGGAAAAAUGACCCUUGAAGCAGUACAUUUAACAUGAUAACGCUUCCUAUUUUAGAGUUCGAAACCGGACUUAAUGUUAGAUAUGAAAUGAUUUACAUAUAAAAGGUGAAUAGAUCAAACCAUAAAUGAAAGUAUGUAACAUUUAACAGAUAUACUCGGGGUUCUAUGUACUUAACAGAGAGGACAUAAACAAUACUCGUUUAUUUUAUUUGUAAUUUAUAUUUUUGUAAAUUGUAUGAAUAAAUUUGCUUAUAUUGUUUUAAAUACAUAUUAGUAAAUUGUUCUAUAUCAUUUAUCACAAAUAAAUACACUUCCAUAAAUCCAUGUCAAACUUCCUGUAAAUUUGAAUAACUAUCUCGACGAUAAGAUAUAUGGGUAAACGGAAAAAAAGUCACAGUCAUUUUUUUUAUUAUUAUCUAUUUAUUUAUUCAAUUGCAAUAAACACAAAAAAAACAAUAAGUGUUUAAAACAUUCUCUUUAUUUAUGAAAUUCCCUUAUCUGGUCUCCAAUGGACUGAUUUAUUUCAGUGUCCUGAUUAUCUAUGGCAUACAAAAAUGAUACAAGAUGAUUGUACAAGCUAAUAAACAAUGUGCUAUAAUAUAUAUGUUUUCUUUUGUGCCAAAUAAUGGUAAUAAUCAAACGUUGUAUGUUUAUAUGUAAAGAUGUGAAUGUGUAUGAUGUAAAUAUAUGUUUUUACUGUAUGUAAAUGUUACAUGAAUAAACUGUCGCCAAGUA
Molecule: messenger RNA, 3071 nt
Organism: Mytilus californianus (California mussel)
Lineage: Eukaryota; Metazoa; Mollusca; Bivalvia; Mytilida; Mytilidae
Product: limbic system-associated membrane protein-like
Exons: 8
Coding region: 499-1797 (432 amino acids)
Cellular component (GO): neuron projection
Source: RefSeq, a predicted model, not a curated record